AUAAAUACCCCCGAUAUGUCCAGACUGCAGCGGUGCUGGUGAGUGGUACAACAAGACUUAAGCUUUGGUUUGGGAAUUAGAAACUCAGACAGACUGAAAUUAAAUACCAGACAUACUUGACUGAGACUGGCUUCACUUCUGGAAAAUCACUUUUAAUUUCUCUGAUUCGAGAAGAUUCUCCUCUGACUGGAAAGACGCGCCACUAACCACAGAUAAAGGACAUAUAUUGUAAUAAAUUCUUUAUUUUAUUUUUUUUUACCACUCUUGAAUGCAAUUUUCCAUUGCAGAAGAUGUGUUCCACUUUGUGUUUAAUCUUUUUACUCCUGUGCGUAAUGAACGCGGCGCUCUCCACUCCAUUUGAAUCAGAGGAUAUUGUACCUGUUCGGAUAAAUGGAAGAAUCAGCGGUCGCUUUUGGAAAAGAAGCGAGGAGCUGCCUCGGUUUAAGCUCAGCGCGUUUGGCAAGGACAUGACUCUGAACCUCAUACCAGAUACCAGCUUUAUGGCGCCGACCUUCACCAUACAGCGCAUCAGAGCCAGAGAUGUUGGCGCUUUACGCAGCGCUUCAGGUGCCUCGGAGCUCCGGAAAUCUAUGAACCAGACGGAGGAGAGUGAAGGGCAGCUGAGGAGCUGCUUCUACUCGGGGAACGUAGAUCACGAUCAGAGCUCGGUGGUGGCUGUCAGUUUGUGCUCAGGCAUCUUUGGCUCCUUCAUCGCGGAGGGGAAAGAGUAUUCAAUUGAGCCCAAACUCGGCGGCGGCUUGGGGCCAGACUCUGCCGAGCAGCUGCAUGUCAUCAAGAGGAGGACAUUCGCCCAGAGCCGCGGUGUCCCCCUCCUGUUUGAUCACGCUGCGGCGGAGAGCCGAGCGGAGAAGCACAAUGGGGAAAGUUUUACGCAUGAAGACAGUGACGCACGGAGGGAACCUCGCCGGAGACGCUUUGUUUCCGCGCCACGGUUCAUAGAGACCCUGGUGGUGGCAGACUCAACCAUGACCCACUUCUAUGGAGAUGAAAUAAAGCACUACAUUCUCACCCUGAUGUCGAUGGCUGCGCAGCUUUACAAGCACCCCAGCAUAAAGAACUCAGUCAACAUGGUGGUGGUGAAGAUGUUGAUGGUGGAGGACGAGGAGGUCGGCCCGGAGGUAUCCAGCAACGGAGGCGUGGCUCUGAGGAACUUCUGCUCCUGGCAGCAGCUCUUUAACCCACCAAGCCAGAGGCAUCCGGAGCACUACGACACUGCCAUGCUCUUCACCAGAGAGGACAUCUGCGGACAGAAGAGCUGCGACACGCUGGGUGUGGCCGAUGUCGGGACGAUGUGCGACCCCAAGAGAAGCUGCUCGGUCAUCGAGGAUAACGGCCUGCAAGCUGCCUUCACAGCUGCACACGAGCUGGGUCACGUUUUGAGCAUGCCUCAUGACGACUCCAAGACCUGCGAGCGGCUGUUUGGCGAUCUGGGCGGACAUCACCUGAUGGCCCCUCUGUUCGUCAGCCUCAACAAGACUGCGCCGUGGUCUCCCUGCAGCGCUCUCUACAUCACCGAGUUCUUUGACAACGGACACGGGGACUGCCUGCUGGAUGUCCCCGAGAGCACCAUUCCUUUACCAAGAGAGCUGCCAGGCACCGCGUACAGCCUGGACCAGCAGUGCCAGCAGAUGUUCGGGGAGGAGUUUGUCCAGUGCCCCAACUCCUCAGACACUGAUGUGUGCAGCCAGCUGUGGUGUCAGGAGGACGGGACGCAGCAGUGCUCCACCAAGAACGGCAGCUUGCCCUGGGCCGACGGCACCCCCUGUGGCCUCAACGGGACCUGCCUCCACGGAGCGUGCGUGCCCACUGAGGACGUGAUGCAGCCGCUGGUGGUUGUGGACGGCGGCUGGAGUUUGUGGGGGCCGUGGCAGCAGUGCUCCAGGACGUGUGGAGGCGGGGUGGAGUUCUCCUACAGGGAGUGCACUAACCCUGUACCUCAGAACGGAGGCAAGUACUGCGAGGGGCAGAGGGUGCAGUACCAGUCCUGCAACACGCAGCCGUGCGACGACAACGACGGGAAGAGUUUCAGAGAAGAGCAGUGCGAGAAGUACAACAGCCCAAACUACCUGGACUACAACGGUAACGUGAAGCAGUGGAUCCCAAAGUACGCGGGUGUUUCUCCCAGAGACAGAUGUAAGCUGUUCUGCAGGGCCAGAGGCAGCAGUGAAUUCAAAGUGUUUGAAUCCAAGGUGAUUGACGGGACGACCUGCGGCCCUGACACCACGUCAGUGUGUGUCCAAGGCCAGUGUGUGAAGGCGGGCUGCGACCAGGUGAUCGGAUCCAACAAGAGAGUGGACAAGUGUGGGGUGUGUGGAGGAAGUGGGCUCACCUGUAGAAAGAUCAACGGCUCCUACAACAGAGCAACCUAUGGAUACAGCGAUAUUGUCACGAUUCCUAUUGGUGCCACAAAUAUUGACAUCAAACAGCGGAGCCACAGAGGAAUAAAGCAUGAUGGGAACUACCUGGCUAUAAAGAGAGAAAGUGGCGGUUACAUACUCAACGGUAACUUCUCCGUGUCCACGGUGGAGCAGGACAUUCCCGUGCUGGGUGCUGUCCUAAAGUACAGCGGCUCCUCCACCACGCUGGAGAGGAUCCAGAGCUUCAGGCAGCUGAAGGAAGCCAUCACUAUCCAACUGCUUGCCACUGCAGGGGACGCCAACCCCCCCAAGGUCAAAUAUACCUUUUUCAUCCCGAGAGAUGUUACCUUCAACAAGUCCAAGGAGAGGAAGGUCUCGUCACCAUCUUUGCAUAUGAUCCAUCCUUUCGGCGUGCCCGACUGGGUGCUGGGGGAGUGGUCCGAGUGCUCCAAGAGCUGCGGCUCCGGAUGGUCCAGGAGGAACGUUGAAUGCCGAGACAAUGCGGGCUUCCUGUCCAGCCAGUGUGACAAAGACCUGAAGCCCAUAGACAUCAAGCCUUGCGGCGAUCUGCCGUGCCCCAUUUGGCAGAUGGGACCUUGGUCCGUUUGCUCACGAACUUGUGGUCAGGGGGAACGCCGCCGCAGCGUCGUCUGCAUAGACUACACUGGGAAGACUGUUGAGCCGGAGAAAUGCGAUCCGAACAAAAUCCCAGAGCCCGUCUCCGCAGAAUGUCUCAACCAAGAGUGCUUAUGAAGAACAUGAGUAUAGUGAACUUUCCCUUUUUGGUCUGACUGCACUUACCAACCAUGGAUGGAUUACUGAACGGGCACAACGGGCACAGGCCCAGGGACCCGAGGGGGCAGGGGGCGGAGACACAAAAUGACCACCAAGAGACACAUAGCAACCAUAAAGAGAGACAAAGCAAACACCUAGAGACACAAAACAACCACAGAGACACAAAGCUAACACCAAGGGACACAAAACUCCUGCAAAUUGUCAUAAAAUAAACACAAAGACACACACCGAGACACAAAAAGCCCACCAAGAGACACAAAACAAACAUAUAAAGAC
Molecule: messenger RNA, 3449 nt
Organism: Plectropomus leopardus (leopard coralgrouper)
Lineage: Eukaryota; Metazoa; Chordata; Actinopteri; Perciformes; Serranidae
Product: A disintegrin and metalloproteinase with thrombospondin motifs 8-like
Biological process (GO): proteolysis; extracellular matrix organization
Molecular function (GO): metalloendopeptidase activity; zinc ion binding
Source: RefSeq, a predicted model, not a curated record